ACCAAUAGUGCGCUUUUCUAGAUGCAACUUCGGUGGAGAGAAACGAAGGAUAGGAGUUUGGAAUACAAAAUCCUGGGAAUCCAGACUUUAAACAUAUUCUGCACGCCUGCUUUGCGUUAAACUCAUGGAGAAAAUUAAACAAGAUGGGUUUUCGGUGCUAAAGGAUUAGGUGGCGCGCUCGCUCGUGCAGCCUAACACAAGAAUCAAAGCAAAGUGCUCCGUAUAACUUGCAAGCAACAUUGUUUAUCCGGCUCUCUUCGGAUUAUUGUUUUUUUGAUGACACAACGUUUUGUAAUCUUUGUUUUGGAUCGCAGUUUGCAUAAUGAUUCCACGCCACUUUGCCGGAACAGAAACGGACAAAGAGAGGAUCGCACUGCUCUGGAUCGACUGAGGGAACACGAUGUGGAUUUCAUGAAAGAUAUUCACCAGCCUGACAUCUGUGCCAGAAACUUCCCAGUUGCUAAUUUUAUAUAAUUACUUAUUUUCAGGAAAUAAUGUUGAGCAGAAGGCAAUGGACAUACACGGUGCUUAGCUAUCUUAUCUUAGAAAUAUUAAUUCGCAAUGUUAAAGGUCUCAACGUGUGCACGAGCGGCAGCGCGACCUCCUGCGAGGAAUGUCUACUUAUCCACCCGAGCUGCGCCUGGUGCGCGCAAGAGGAAUUCGGGGCUCCCCGGACCCUGACGUCGCGGUGCGACCUGCUUCAGAACCUGCAGAAGCGCGGCUGCGAGGCCCGGUCCGUCGAGAGUCCACGCAGCGACUCCACCGUCCUGGAGAACCAGCCGCUCAGCUCCAAGGGCUCCGGCCCGACCCAGUACGACGUCAUCCAGAUCAUGCCCCAGAAGGUGUCUCUGAGUCUCCGGCCCGGUGACCCGACGUGGUUCGAGGUGCAGGUGCGGCAGGUGGAGGACUACCCCGUGGACUUGUACUACCUGAUGGACCUGUCCCUGUCCAUGAAGGACGACCUGGACACCAUCCGCAACCUGGGCACCAAGCUGGCCCAGGAGAUGAAGAAGCUGACCAGCAACUUCCGGCUGGGGUUCGGCUCCUUCGUGGACAAGAACAUGUCGCCCUUCUCCUACACCGCCGCCAAGUACCAGAGCAACCCCUGCAACGGGUAUAAGCUCUUCCCGAACUGCGUGCCCUCCUUCGGGUUCCGGCACCUCCUCUCCCUGACGGACAAGGUGGACAUGUUCAACAAGGAGGUGCAGAAGCAGAUGGUGUCCCGUAACCGUGACGCCCCCGAGGGCGGGUUCGACGCCAUCCUGCAGGCGGCCGUGUGCAAGGAGAGCAUCGGCUGGAGGAAGGAGGCCUUCCACCUGCUGGUGUUCACCACGGACGACGUCCCGCACCUGGCCCUGGACGGGAAGCUGGGGGGCCUGGUGCAGCCGCACGACGGGAUGUGCCACCUGGACGAGAAGAACGAGUACAGCGCCUCCACCAGGAUGGACUAUCCCUCUCUGGCCCUGCUUGGUGAGAAGCUGGCGGAGAACAACAUCUAUCUCAUCUUCGCCGUGACCAAGAAGCUCUACGUUAUUUACAAGAACUUCACGGCACUCAUACCUGGUACGACGGUGGAGAUCCUGGACCAGGACUCGAAGAACAUCAUCCAGCUGAUCGUGAACGCGUACAAUAACAUCCGGUCCAAGGUGGAGCUGACGGUGUGGGACCACCCGGAGGACAUCAGCCUGUCGUUCACCGCCACGUGCCAGGACGGCCGCCCGCUGACCGGCCUGCGGAAGUGCGCCGACCUCAAGAUCGGGGACACGGUGUCCUUCAACGUGAGCGUGGAGGCGCGGGGCUGCCCCUCGCCGGACCGGCCCCAGAGCUUCACCAUCAAGCCCGUGGGCUUCAAGGACCGGCUGCAGGCGCUGGUGACGUACCGCUGCGACUGCGGCUGCACCCGGCACACGCAGCCGGCCAGCGGGCGCUGCAGCGGGGCGGGCACGCACACCUGCGGCACGUGCGCCUGCGAGCCGGGCUACCUGGGCACGCGCUGCGAGUGCCGCGAGGGCGACGCCGGGAGCACGCACCUGGCCGCCUGCCGCCAGGCCGAGGGCAAGCAGGUGUGCAGCGGGCGCGGCCAGUGCCGCUGCAACCAGUGCCUCUGCUACGAGUCGGAGUUCGGCAAGAUCUACGGGUCCUACUGCGAGUGCGACGACUUCUCCUGCGCCCGACACAAGGGCCUCCUCUGCUCCGGUCACGGGGAGUGCCACUGCGGUGAGUGUAAGUGCCAUGCCGGCUACAUCGGGGAUAACUGCAACUGCUCCACGGAGACGGCGCCCUGCGUGUCGGAGGACGGCCGGAUGUGCAGCGGGCGGGGCGUGUGCGUGUGCGGGGGCUGCCAGUGCACGGAGCCCGGGGCCUUCGGGGACACCUGCGAGAAGUGCCCCACCUGCCCCGACGCCUGUGGCACCAAGAGGGAGUGCGUGGAGUGCCGGCUCUUUGGCUCGGGGAAACUCGCCGACAACCAGACCUGCCAACGGCUCUGCAAGGACGAGAUCGUCACCGUGGAAACGCUGAAGUCAGAUGACCCGAACGCGGUCCUGUGUCUCUAUAAGACGGACAGUGACUGCGUGAUGAAGUUCACUUACUCAGAGCACGCCAACGGCCAAUCCGUGCUCACCGCCCUGAAAGAACCAGAGUGUGCUGCGGCUCCAGACGCCCUCACUGUGCUCCUGGCGGUGGUGGGCAGUAUCCUGGCGGUGGGCGUGGCUCUGCUGGCCGUGUGGAAGCUGGUCAUCACCGUGCACGACCGCCGGGAGUUCGCCCGCUUCCAGAGCGCCCGGUCCCGCGCGCGCUACGAGAUGGCCUCGAACCCCCUGUACAAGCAGCGGAUGUCCAGCCACGCGGCGGAGACCGUCUUCAGCAUGAACAGUCUGAACAGCAAGUCCUACAACGGAGCGGUCCACUGAUCCCCCAGCGCGGGGGGGGGGCGGGGGCGAGUGCAGCAGGACUGGCUCA
Messenger RNA from Conger conger (European conger), 2961 nucleotides. RefSeq names its product integrin, beta 5 (gene itgb5). Gene Ontology annotation, molecular function: integrin binding. Gene Ontology annotation, cellular component: focal adhesion; integrin complex; cell surface. The transcript is spliced from 15 exons. Gene Ontology annotation, biological process: cell-matrix adhesion; cell migration; cell adhesion mediated by integrin. Bases 495 to 2912 code for a protein of 805 amino acids. The record is from RefSeq and is a predicted model, not a curated record. NCBI's taxonomy places the organism in Eukaryota, Metazoa, Chordata, Actinopteri, Anguilliformes, Congridae.